CCAGGCCUCCUGCCCCACGGCGAGGGGAGCUGCCCCCCAACCAGGCCUCCUGCCCCACGGCGAGGGGAGCUGCCCCCCAACCAGGCCUCCUGCCCCCCCGGCGGCUGCGGCUGCCCCACGGCGAGGGGAGCUGCCCCCCCCCCGGCGAGGCCUCCUGCCCCUCCCUGUGACCUCAUCUGCUGCCUGCUGACAUCAUCUGCCCCACGGUGACCUCAUCUGCCCCACGGCGGCCUCCUCUGCCCCACAGUGACCUCGCCCGCCCCACGGUGACCUCACCCGCCCCAGUGAUGACCUCACCCGCCCCCACGAUGAGCUCCUCCAUCGCCCAUGACCUCCCGUUCACCCGGGGCGCCCGCCCGCCCCCCGGCUGCCCCACGGAGGACCCCGUCAUCCGCAUCCCGCCCUACCACUACAUCCACGUGCUGGACCUCAACUCCAACGUCACCCGCGUGGAGGUCGGGCCCCUCACCUACAUCCGCCAGGACCACGAGAGGGUGGUGUUCGCGCCGGCGCGCAUGGUGACGGUGCCGGCGCGGCACUACUGCGUGGUGCUGCACCCGGCCGCCCGGGCGCCCGGCGGGGAGACGCUGCUCGACGGCGCCGGCCAGGCCCGGCUGCGCCACGGUGACCUCGAGGUGCGCCUGGCCCAGGAGCCCUUCCCCCUCUACCCCGGCGAGCAGCUCCAGCAGGACGUGACGCCGCUGCGGGUGCUGCCGGCCGACACGGCGCUGCGCCUCCGCGCCCUGCUCGACUUCGAGGCCGAUGACGGCACCCGCGUGGUGGCCGGCGACGAGUGGCUCUUCGAGGGGCCCGGCACCUACAUCCCGCGCAAGGAGGUGGAGGUGGUCGAGACGCUGCAGGCCACCGUCGUCGGCCCCAACCAGGCCGUGCGGCUGCGGGCGCGCAAGGAGUGCGCCGACCGCCAGGGCACCCGCCGCGUCACAGGCGAGGAGUGGCUGGUGAGGCGGGUGGGCGCCUACCUGCCCGGCGUCUACGAGGAGGUCGUCGACGUGGUGGACGCCAUCGUCCUCACCGAGAAGAAAGCCCUGCACCUCCGGGCCACCCGGACCUUCCGGGACGCCCAGGGCACGGUGCGGCGCACGGGCGAGGAGUGGCUGGUGACGCAGGAGCAGAGCGAGGCCUACGUCCCCGACGUCUUCGAGGAGGUGGUGGCCCAGGUGGCCGUCACCACCCUGGGGCCCCGCCAGUACUGCGUGGUCCUCGACCCCGUGGGGCCCGACGGCAAGCCCCAGCUGGGCCAGCAGCGCGUCGUCAAGGGCGAGAAGUCCUUCUUCCUGCAGCCGGGCGAGCGGCUCCAGGCCGGCAUCCAGGACGUCUACGUGCUGGCCGAGGACGAGGGGCUGCUGCUGCAGGCGCUGCAGACCCUCACCCACCCCGACGAGGGGGGGACGGAGGUGACGCGGCGGGCGGGCGAGCGCUGGCUGGCCCGCGGCCCCCUCGAGUACGUGCCGCCGGCCGAGGUGGCCGUGCUGGAGCGGCGCCGCGCCGUGGCCCUGGGCGACGGAGAGGGCAUCUACGUGCGCGACGUCCGCACCGGCAAGGUGCGGGCGGUGGUGGGCCAGACCUACCUGCUGACGGCGACGGAGGAGCUGUGGGAGAAGGAGCUGCCGCCGGGGGUGGAGGCUCUGCUGGCGGCCGCCCGCGACCCCCUGGGCCAGCGCGGGGACCUCGGGGACAGCGGGGACAACCACGGGGACGCGGGGACGCGGCGGGACCGCACGCGGGCCGUCACCUUCCGGGUGCCCCACAACGCCGCCAUGCAGCUCUACGACUACCGCGAGCGGCGGGCCCGGGUGGUGCUGGGCCCCGAGCUGGCGCUGCUGGCGCCGGGGGAGGUGCCCACGGUGCUGUCGCUGUCGGGGGGCCGCCCCAAGCGCCCCCACGCCCGCCGCGCCCUCUGCCUGCUCCUGGGCCCCGACUUCUGCGCCGACCUGGUGGCCAUCGAGACCGCCGACCACGCCCGCCUCCAGCUGCAGCUGGCCUACAACUGGCACUUUGAGGUGCCGGAGACGCCGGCGGAGCUGGGGCGGCUCUUCAGCGUCCCCGACUUCGUGGGCGACGCCUGCAAGGCCCUGGCGUCCCGCGUGCGCGGCGCCGUCGCCGCCGUCUCCUUCGACGACUUCCACAAGAACUCGAACCGGGUGAUCUGCUCGGCCGUGUUCGGCUUCGACGAGAGCGGGCGGCUGCGCGAGCGGCUCCGCUUCGCCCCCAACGGGCUGGUGGUGACCAGCGUGGACAUCCAGAGCGUGGAGCCCGUGGACCAGCGCACCCGCGACGCCCUCCAGCGCAGCGUCCAGCUGGCCAUCGAGAUCGCCACCAACUCCCAGGAGGCUGCCGCCAGGCAGGAGGCGGAGCGGCGGGCGCAGGAGGCCCGGGGCCGCCUGGAGCGGCAGCGGCUCCUCGACCAGGCCGAGGCCGAGCGGGCGCGACGCACCCUGCUGGAGCUCGAGGCCCUCAGCGCGGCGGUGGAGAGCGCGGGGGCGGCGCGGGCUGAGGCGGAGGCGCGGGCCGAGGCCGCCCGCAUCGAGGGCGAGGCCGCCAUCUUGCAGGCCAAGCUCAAGGCCGAGGCCGCCGCCAUCGAGGCGGAGGCGGAGCUGGCGCGGCGGGAGCGGGCGCAGGCGCAGGAGCUGCGCGUGCAGCGGGCGCGGGCGGAGGCGGAGGCGGCGCACGCGCAGGCGCUGGCCGAGGUGGAGGGGGGGCGCGUGCGCGACGUGGCCGCCGCCCUCGGCCCCGACGUCAUCCGCGACAUCGCCCGCGCCGGGCCCGAGCUCCAGGUGAAGCUGCUGCAGGGCCUGGGGCUGCAGUCGACGCUCAUCACCGACGGCGCCGCCCCCCUCAACCUCUUCGCCACCGCCCGGGGGCUGCUGGGCCUGGCCCCGCCCCCUGCGCCCAGCCCCGCCCCCUGAGCGCCCGGGACACGCCCCCCCCACCCCCGGGCUCCGCCCUCCACCCUCGGGCUCCGCCCCCUGCACUCCACGCGCCAAUAAAGGCGGCUUUCAGCAGCA
This is a messenger RNA of Dromaius novaehollandiae (emu), 3026 nucleotides long. It is a transcript of the gene MVP, whose product is annotated as major vault protein. NCBI's taxonomy places the organism in Eukaryota, Metazoa, Chordata, Aves, Casuariiformes, Dromaiidae. The coding region runs from base 288 to 2927 and encodes 879 amino acids. The record is from RefSeq and is a predicted model, not a curated record. The transcript is spliced from 18 exons. Gene Ontology annotation, cellular component: nucleus; cytoplasm.